UGUAUGGCUAAGUGUCCUGCCCUGUGAGCUGUAUGAUUAUGGUACAUUGGUGAUGUUUUAAGUUCCACACCUAAGAGGAAGAAAGCAUGAUCAAUUAUUGUCAUUUAAAUUGGUACAAUAAUUGAUUCUCUGUUUACCAGUCUUUACACAAAUUUAAUGAAUUGUUAAUAAUACCAGCAGUGCAUUGGGAGUGAUUCAACUGUAUUUUAAUAUAGCAAUGAACCCUUCAACAAAUGCAGGUAGUGUUAGUUACUCACAUGUUUCAGCACUAAUGGAUGAAGACAUGGAGGAGAUCCAGAUUGUCCCAGUAAAAGAACCACUUGAAAGGCUACCUUCUGGUGGCUAUAGUGUCAGACGUCAAAAGUCUAAAGGAGGUACAUUUAAAAGGGAGAGCAAAAUACCAGUAACACUUGACGAGGAGGAGGAUAAAAAUCCACAGUGGAUUCCGAAGAACCUUAACCAACGAGAAUGCAUCCACUACGUAGCACGACCACCUAAAAAAAAUGAUGACCCAAAGGAUCCAUCGUGUCAUUGCGGAAAUAAAAAAUCGUCCCACGAUAAACGUUACAUCCGAGAUGAGAUCACGACCACGGAAUGGAAGACGGAGUCAGAUACACAAAUUACGCAGACUACUGCUUAUGGCGAAGUUGAAUUUGUUGGAGCUAUCGGCAGUUCUGCAACUCUUAAACAAAAAAAGUAUGUUCGAUUGGAUCAUCUGACACCCCCUUCUAAAGUUCUUGAACUUUUAAGGGACCACUGGAAGCUGGGGGUACCUAAACUUCUCAUCUCCGUGACUGGUGGUGCCUUAAACUUCCACAUGAACGCCAGGCUACGAGAAGUGUUUAGGAAAGGUCUGAUCAAAGCAGCACUCAGCACAGGAGCAUGGAUCAUCACCGGAGGCACUCAUGCAGGCGUUAUGAAGUAUGUGGGUGAUGCCGUGCGGGAUUAUGCCCUAGCAACUGGAACCAUGAAUAGGAACAAUGUAGUCGCCAUUGGAAUAGCGUCAUGGGGUGUGAUUCAUCAGAAAGAAAACCUAACCAAAGACGAAAAUAACCCCUAUGGUCCAGCAAAUUAUCGCAUGGAUGUCAGUGGGAACGUAAAGCUAGAUCCAAACCACACCCACUUCAUACUCGUCGAUAACGGUACUUCCGGCAGCUUCGGUGUUGAAAUCAAACUUAGGGCUAAGAUUGAGAAAGCUAUUUCAGAACAAAGAAUUGGUGAUGGCAAGGAUGAGGAUGUAUCUGUACCAACCGUUUGCGUUGUAGUCGAGGGCGGUCCCAACACCAUCUUUACAGUGCAUCAAGCGGUCAUGAACGGUACACCAGCUGUAAUUGUAGCUGGCUCAGGACGUGCUGCAAAUAUUCUUGCGUUUGCUGCACAAAGGGCUAGAGAAGUUGAAGAAGAUAACAAUGGCGGUAAAGAAAAAAAGAUGUUUAUUGGUGACAACUUGAGAGCAAAAUUAGCACAACUAAUCAAAAAGGAGUUUGGUGAGAACGUUACUGAAACGGACCUUGAGUUGCAUCUGAAUCGCAUACAAGAAUGUGUUGAGAAGACUGACCUGUUUAAUGUGUAUGACAUGGACUCAUCAACCGGUCUCAAAGAUAUCGAUGAAGCUAUUUUACAUGCUUUACUGAAAGCUAAUAAAGGAAGCAAGCAAGACCAGUUGAAGUUGACACUAGUGUGGAAUCGUAUUGACAUUGCUAGGAGUGAACUUUUUACUGAUGACAAAGAUUGGAAGGCACCUUACACCUUUGCAACAUAUAUAGUUGGUCAAAAUUCAAGAGGAAACCUUAACACAUUUGAUAACCCGAUUCGGGAGCUUUUGAUCUGGUCGGUUCUACAAGGUCGUGAAGAUAUGUCUAACUUCUUUUGGGAAGAAUGUAAAGAGAUGAUAGCUGCUGCACUCACAUCCUGUAUGAUCCUCAAGAAUAUGUCGGAAAAAGAGGACGAUGCUGAUCAUAAGGAGCACCUGUCUCGAUUGUCAGAUGCAUUUGAAGACUUUGCCAUUGGAGUUCUGAAUGAGUGUUACAAUGAAGAUGAAGAGAGGACCUCUAUCAUUCUGGUUCGGGAGUUUCAUCAGUGGGGGCGUGCUACAUGUUUGAGUUUGGCUGUUAAUGGCAGGAUGAAGAAGUUUGUCAGUCAGCAAGGAGUCCAGAAUUUGUUGACGGAAAUCUGGAUGGGAAAACUUUCCAAAGAAAAUUCAUUUUACACUUUGGCCCUGUGUGUUGUUUGUCCACCUCUCAUCUAUUUUCUCAUCAAAUUCCGUGAAGAUGAGAGUGAGGAGGAAGAAGAUAACAAUUUAGUAAAGAGAUCAAAUUCAAAACGAAAGAAAUCCAUCAAAGCAAAUGGUAAUAAUUUAGAGGGUGAUCAACUCAGUCAAAGUCUUCAGAUGGUUAAGGUUCAAGAUUCUAAUGGUGGUGCAGAAGAUAAACCUGCAAAACCAACUGGAGGUACUAAUCAAGAUGAGGAGUUCUACCACCCUACACAUGAUGUUGAUAUUCGUGACAGUGGCAAGGAACUCUCCUGGUAUCAACGUUUCAAACUUUUCUAUGAUUCUCCAAGAAUUACUUUCACGCAUAACCUGAUAUUUUACUUCUUAUUCCUGGCACUUUUCAGCUACAUCAUGUUAACCAGCUUCACCAAAGAAGUGUCAGUUGCUGAAUAUGUUCUCCUAUUCUGGAUGAUAACACUGUUUACUGAAGAGUUCCGACAGAUUGCACAAGGAGAGUCUAAUAGAUGGCGGUUGCGCCUCUUAUUCUGGAUCACUGACUACUGGAAUAUAGUGGAUCUAGCAACUCUGAUUUUGUUCACCGUCGGAUUCACAAUGCGUUUUUUUAAUGAAACGUUUGCUGCCUCUCGUGUCGUUCUUGCUAUUGACCUCAUGAUCUUUUACAUUCGCCUUUUGCAUGUUUUUUCUGUCAACCAAAAUCUGGGACCCAAAUUGAUCAUGAUCAGCAAAAUGAUGGUGGAUCUAGCAUUCUUUAUGUGCAUAUUAUUUGUGUUCCUGGUAGCAUACGGCGUCGCUUCCCAAUCUAUCAUGUUUCCAAACACAGACGGAUUUAUACCGGUAAUCAAGGGAAUAUUUUUUCAAUCAUACUUCCAGAUGUAUGGAGAACUUUUCCUGGAGGACAUCCAAGUCGAGAAUGGUAGUUGCACCAAAUUACAGGACGGAUCUGUGGGAGACAUUGAAGAUCCCUGCCCUGAAUUUUCAUGGGUUGCCAUCUGUUUACUUGCCGGAUACAUGUUGUUUAGCAAUGUGUUACUGCUCAAUCUCCUUAUUGCAAUGUUUAGUUACACCUUCUCUGCAGUGCAGGACAACACUGACCAGUAUUGGAAGUAUCAACGUUAUGAGAUCAUCUCUGAGUAUUUUAGUCGACCUCCUCUAGCACCACCAUUCAUAGCUGUGUCUCACAUUUACAUCCUUGUUACCUACAUUCUUAGGACUUUCUGUAAUUGUCCUUGGAUUAGUAGUCCAGCUGGUGUCCUCAAGCAGAAAGUGUCGGAAGCUGAAGUCAAACAUUUGGCAUUGUGGGAAUCAUUGAACGGAGAUAACUACAUGACAGGAGAACGACAGAAACAUCAGCAAGACAUCAAUGAAAGAGUCAGAUCUUUGCUUGAAAAAGUGGAUGAGAUGAACCUGAAAGUAGAUGGGGCUCCAGAAAGUACUGUAUUUGGAGGAAGUACUGCGAAUGCACGAAUUGACCGACUUGAAGAUCAGAUGGAACGUAUUAAUAAGGCAUUGGAUUGGUUGAUCAAAGCCCACAUUGAAAAUGACAUAGGAUGUGAGAGUGGAGCACCAAAGCUGAAAGCGAUUAAAUAUAAAGAGGAUGAUGAUGAUUUCAUUCCUGAUGAGGAAGAAGUGCACAAGGUACCAACAACUUUAGAAGAGAUUGGAAUUAUGAUCCACAAGAAAGCACGACAGAGUCCUUAUCCUGGUACUGCCAUCCGAAGAACUUACGUCCCAGAUGCCCAAGUUCGCUGGGAGGUUGACUUUCCAAAUUAUGCGCCAAAACAGUACACACACCAAUCCGUUCUUGAUAUGCCUCACUGGGCAGAUAUUGACUUGAUGGCCAUGUCAAAGGAUAAACGACCCAUGUUACAAUUUAACAAUGAAGAUGUAAAAUGCAAGGUGGAUCGUAGAAGUCAUGUCCAAAACUAUGUGGUUAAAGAUGGACUGCCAUUAAAUCCAAAAGGGAGAACUGGUAUGAUUGGUCGAGGUCUUCUGGGUCGAUUUGGACCAAAUCAUGCAGCGGAUCCUAUUGCCACCAGAUGGAAGAUGAAUGCAGAUGGUUCACCAAUGAUGGAUGGAGGCAAGAAAGUACUAGAGUUUAUUGCUAUUCAACGCAAGGACAAUCAACAGUGGGCAAUACCUGGAGGUAUGGUUGAACCAGGUCAGGUCGUUAGUGAAACCCUCAGACGUGAAUUUUCUGAAGAAGCUCUCGGCCAGAUGACAAAAUGUGCCGAGGAGAAAGCAACAAUGGCUGAGAAUAUUGAAAAAUUAUUUGCAAAUGGCAUCGAAAUAUACCGAGGGUAUGUUGAUGACCCUCGAAACACAGAUAAUGCUUGGAUGGAGACGUAUGCUAUGAAUUUUCACGACGAAUCUGGCAGUGCUUUUGGACAAUUUCAACUUGAGGCUGGUGAUGAUGCCCAGAGCGUGAGAUGGCAAAGAGUGAGUUCAAGAAUUCCCCUGUUUGCCAGUCAUACGGCAAUGUUGCGCAAAGUAGCAGAAAAACAUAAUGCAGCCUUCUAAGGAUCGACAGUACAAAAUGUCAUCAAGAUGUUAUCAAGAUAUCCUUGGUUAUUAUUUAUGGGGAGGAUAAAGGACAUUAUUUGCAAGGGAUGGGGUGUAAAUAUAGUUUCCUAUUUGAGAAUGUACAAGUCAAACUUAUUUUUUAUAGUAUGUUUUCUAGUUCGUAAAACCGAUAUUUGUAUCAUUGUUUGUGGUAUUUUUUAUAUUUGCA
Anneissia japonica is the source of this 4961-nucleotide messenger RNA. Its product is annotated as transient receptor potential cation channel subfamily M member-like 2. The coding region runs from base 218 to 4750 and encodes 1510 amino acids. Gene Ontology annotation, cellular component: membrane. The record is from RefSeq and is a predicted model, not a curated record. Gene Ontology annotation, molecular function: ligand-gated calcium channel activity. The transcript has 31 exons. Gene Ontology annotation, biological process: calcium ion transmembrane transport. NCBI's taxonomy places the organism in Eukaryota, Metazoa, Echinodermata, Crinoidea, Comatulida, Comatulidae.